Messenger RNA from Rhagoletis zephyria (snowberry fruit fly), 2988 nucleotides. RefSeq names its product transcription factor daughterless (gene da). Lineage: Eukaryota; Metazoa; Arthropoda; Insecta; Diptera; Tephritidae. Gene Ontology annotation, biological process: regulation of transcription by RNA polymerase II. The record is from RefSeq and is a predicted model, not a curated record. Gene Ontology annotation, cellular component: transcription regulator complex; chromatin. Gene Ontology annotation, molecular function: RNA polymerase II cis-regulatory region sequence-specific DNA binding; DNA-binding transcription factor activity, RNA polymerase II-specific; protein dimerization activity.
AAUACUUAACGCAAUGAACCCGAGCAAACUCAACGAAGUGAACAAAUACGCCGCCAUUUUCUCUUGUGCAUUUCUAUGUCAAUAGUUUACUAAUAUCAAAAUUUGGUGGGGUUUUGUUGGGGUAAAUUGCUCAAUUUUCCCAUUAAAUUAAAAAAUUUUUGUUUAAAAUAGUGUAAAAAGUAUACUGAGAUAUCAGAAAAAUGCUUGUACGCUAUUUGAAUUAUGUAAUGACGCAUCGAAUGGGCCAAUAAAGCCAUUGAAUAAGAGUCGUGUGCGUGAGCGAGCCGAGCUGUGGCCAACGGCAACAGCAGCAUCAACAUUCGUCCAAAUCACAACCUGAAACUGCACCAGCAACAUUUGAAGCCGUAAGGAAAAUAAUCGAAUUAUUAUAUUAAACAACUUUAUAUUGAGGUCCCUACCUCAUUGUGCAGCACAAGCUGCCUUAUUUAUGAGCAUUAAAGAGUCCCAGUAAGUCCCCAAGUUAGAACAUACCCCGCACUCCGCUUAAAAGAGUUGUUUGUGUUCCUGUGUGUAUGUUCAAAGACCGAGGAAGUCUCCUCGAACUUUACUCUUGCGAACUAAGCUCGUUCAUACCUGUUCAAUGGUAAAAUAAGGGUGACGGAGGGGCGCGUAUCAUACUACUACGAAGACAAUAGGAAAAUAAACCAACAAAGACAGGAGUUUAAAGUGUGAAUCUUUGCGCUGAAACGUAAACUUCUGGAGAUUGUGUGUUUUCGGCUUGAUUUUAACAAAAAAAAAAAUCAUUACAACUUCUACAUUUGUCACUAGCACUUAAAAAAUCGCGAUGGCAACCAGUGAUGACGAGCCAAUGCACCUUUAUGAGGUAUUCCAGAACUGCUUUAACAAAAUCGCCAACAAACAGCCGUCCACUGGUGGCCCCGAACGAAAUGGUGGUUAUCAAUCGCCUUACGGUGGGCUGGGUAUGGAAAAUGGUAUGUACCCCAACGACGACUUCAAUCCAAUGCACGACACAGCAGGCAGUAGUAAUCGAUUUAGCGAUGGAGGAGCUGUAGUAAAUCAGUAUUUUGACACUAAUCUUGGAAAUGGUGGUGGUGUUCCUCCAAGUGGUCCUGCUGGAUCCAGCGGUGGUUGGUAUUCUUCUCCUGUAGGCGGCUAUGGCAAUCAAAAUUCAUAUCAAAACAAUGGACCACUGGAUCCUCAUCACUUAGCAGCGCAACAGCAUCAUAAUGCCGAUGCACAACACCACGGUAUGCCAGGUGGUAUGGGUGGGGGACUUCCCAUUGAUAACGUUGGUAUGCACAGUCCAGUGCCUACAUCUCUACCGCCAAUGAGUUCAUUUCGCAGUGGUGCCAAUAACUUGCAACAGAUAAGUGGGCCAGCGGCCCAUUCGCCGGCGACGCUUUACAAUUCGCCACAGCACAGCGCUCAACACACAUCCCUAGCGACGGCAACAGCUCACGGACAUCAUCCCCUUUCGCACAAUCAUCACAAUCAGCAACAUAGCCCAGCGGUACAGUCCGAUGCUUUUAGUGUAGGCGUUGGUGGUCUUGGCGUUCUUGGCCCUAAAGGACCUUCUGCUACGUCUGGAAAUACAACUGCCUCCUUGCGACAACACAUGUACAUGACAGCAGCCGCUGCGGCUGCUGCCGACCAGAGCAUUAGCAGUUUUAGUUCAAAUCCUUCAACCCCGGUAAACUCCCCACCGCCACUGACACAAAGUGGUUUAUCGCAAUCCCUAAUUGAUAAAUCAGUUGUUGGUAGUUCUGGAGGUGGAACUCCAUGGGGAGCCGUUUUAAAUGGUGGUGGUGGUGGUGGUGUGAAUUCAGUUAGUGGCGGAGGCAUGGGAGUUGGUGUAGGCGGCAGCUACGCCAGUGACGUUGGUCCAUCCGGUUUGCACACAAUGGCCGCUGUCUUCCAAGGUGCGCGCAUGGAAGAACGUCUUGAUGACGCGCUUAACGUGUUACGUAAUCACUGCGAGCCUGAGCUGCUGGGCGGCGUAGGCGCUGCACUUUCGGCAAUGGACCACAUGGAUGGGCUGUCUAGUUUUGUGCCAACAUCUCCGCCAUCGCACAUGGUCGGCGGUGUGGGCAGCACAAGUGGUGUAUCAGCUCUACAUUCACCACAUGACGUUCUGUCAGGCGCCGGUCCGUCGGUGGAUACAGUAGGCGCAGCUAGCGGUAGUGGAAUGAAUGCCACGCCAUCAGCGGUCACACAAAUAAAGAUGGAACGAACAUCUACGGCCACAUCCAGCGGCUCUGGAACCACGACGAAGUCAUCAAAGAAACGAAAAGAAGCAGCAGCCGCCGCUGCUGCCACAACCGCAAUGUCUGCCGCAUCGGCUAACUCUGGCGCAGGAGCUUCAACGUCGUCAAUGAGUGGUGCUAUGGGAGGCGUAGUUGACGGACCUGAUACGAAACCAACCAGCUCAAUGGAGGCUACUCAACACAACCAUCCUGGGGCGUCAGGCAAAGGCUCAAAACGACCGCGUCGAUAUUGCUCGUCAGCAGACGACGAUGACGAUGUAGAGCCAGCCGUUAAGGCGAUGCGAGAAAAAGAACGACGUCAAGCGAAUAAUGCGCGGGAACGUAUACGCAUACGUGACAUUAACGAAGCGUUAAAAGAGCUUGGACGGAUGUGUAUGACACACCUGAAGUCGGAUAAACCGCAAACAAAGCUGGGCAUCUUAAAUAUGGCCGUGGAGGUGAUAAUGACACUGGAACAGCAGGUACGUGAGCGUAAUCUAAAUCCGAAAGCGGCUUGUCUGAAACGUCGUGAAGAAGAAAAAGCAGAAGAUGGGCCAAAACUUGCGGCGCAGCAUCAUAUGUUGCCACAGCCACCAGGCGGUGGUGUUUACGGCCAACCGCCAUUGCCACAGGUGUCAAUACCACCUGGCGCCGGUCUGCCAGUACCACCGCCACAAGGAAGUGGAGUGCAAUUGCCACCACAUCUACAACAGCACAAUCAGCCGCAACAUCCACAACAAUAGCAGGCGGCAGCAGCAUUAGC